This is a messenger RNA of Zea mays, 1767 nucleotides long. RefSeq names its product ATP-dependent DNA helicase DDX11. The record is from RefSeq and is a predicted model, not a curated record. Gene Ontology annotation, molecular function: ATP binding; DNA binding; hydrolase activity, acting on acid anhydrides, in phosphorus-containing anhydrides. Gene Ontology annotation, biological process: establishment of sister chromatid cohesion; nucleobase-containing compound metabolic process. NCBI's taxonomy places the organism in Eukaryota, Viridiplantae, Streptophyta, Magnoliopsida, Poales, Poaceae. Gene Ontology annotation, cellular component: nucleus.
AUGGCUGCUUUAAAGUAUACCGGCGCAGUUCCAGAUAAGCUGCUGCUCUAUUGCAAAACAAACCCAAAUCUCGUCAGUAGCGAAGUGUCAAACCAAGGUGCAUUAGACAUCGAGGAUUUGGCACAAAUAGGGAAGAAGAUUGGAACUUGUCCCUACUAUGGUUCACGAGACAUGGUCCGCUCAGCUGACCUUGUAGUCCUUCCUUAUCAAUCUUUGUUACUCAAGUCUGCUAGAGAAUCACGUGUCCUUAUUCUGAAGAACAGUGUUGUCAUCAUAGAUGAAGCUCACAACUUAGCUGAUUCCUUGAGUAACAUGUACAACUCAAAGAUCACGUCUUCUCAGUUGAAGACAGUCCUUUCCUGCCUGGAUGAAUACCUUGAUAGAUUUUACAAUGUUUUGGGAGCUGGGAAUCGACGAUACAUCCAGACCUUGACAGUUUUAACAAGGUCUUUCAUACGUGUUUUGAUCAACAAUCAAGAUGGUGCCAGCACUAUGUCUUCUAUGACCAUAAACCAAUUCUUGUUUUCCCUUGACAUUGAUAACAUAAACAUAGUAAAACUUUGUCAGUUUGUGAAAGAAAGCAAUAUAAUCCAUAAGGAUUGUGGAUAUGCAAACAAGUUAAGUAGCAUCCAAAAUCAGUUUGAUCUCCAGCUCCAUGAUGAAGGAAGCAGUAUAGCAUGCUUUCAGGCAUUGGUUGACUUUCUACGCUCCCUUCUGAACAGCAAUGAUGAUGGAAGAAUCAUAGUUGCAAAGCAAAAGCUAGGUGGACAACCUGAUGAAGCAUAUCUUAAAUUUGUGAUGCUUUGUGCGGAAAAAAUAUUUUCUAAGGUUACGCAGGAUGCUUAUGUUGUUAUCCUGGCUGGUGGAACCCUCCAGCCUAUUGAAGAAACUAGGUUCCGCUUGUGUCCAAGCUUACCACCAACUGAUAUAAAAUUCUUCACUUGCAACCAUAUUGUUCCUCCUGAGAGUAUUCUUCCAAUAGCAGUUACACGUGGACCCUCAGGCAUGGCAUUUGAUUUCAGCUACAAUUCAAGGAGCUCUCCUUCCAUGAUUGAGGAACUUGGCCGUUUCAUCUGUAACAUUAUAACAGUCGUGCCUGAGGGAGUUGUUAUGUUUUUUUCUUCAUAUGAUUAUGAAAGGCGUGUAUAUGAUGCAUGGAUGACAACAGGCACAAUUUCCAGGAUUUCUAAAAAGAAACAUGUUUUCAGAGAGCCAAGGAACAGUGCUGAUGUCGAGGCUGUCCUCAACAAAUACAAGGAGGCAAUUGAAUCCUGUAGUAAUUUUUCCCAAGACACAGGUGUCAAUGGGGCACUUCUAUUAGCUGUUGUUGGUGGGAAGAUUUCUGAUGGCAUAAAUUUCAGCAACGGGAUGGGUCGUUGUGUCAUAAUGGUUGGCUUGCCUUAUCCAAGUCCAUCUGAUGUUGCUGAUAUAUUACGGAAGUGCACUAGAGGUGGAAGAGAGUAUUAUGCGAAUUUAUGCAUGAAAGCUGUGAAUCAAUCUAUUGGCAGAGCAAUCAGGCACAUAAAUGACUAUGCUGCAAUGCUAUUGGUUGACUCGCGUUGUGCACAGACUUCAUCAACCAAGAGUUUUUCCUGCCCGGCUGAUAAGCUUCCUCAAUGGAUAAAAGCACGACUCUCUUGUGCUCAAAACUAUGGAGAAGUUCAUAGAUCGUUGCAUCAGUUCUUCAAGUUCAAUAAAAAAAUGUUGAAAUACUCUAGAAACCAUCGUAGCAUUGUGUUUGUGUAUCCUUAUGCUGCUUACUUAUGA